AUGCCGGAAGAAGGACUCAAAGCUAUCCGAUCUGUUAUUGAAUUGAAUUGCUCUAUUUUCGAAAAAGCAAUAUCGUUGCUGAAGUUAUUGGAAUCGGUUAACGAUAAGGAUCUUGAGAAAUUGGUUACUUCUAUCCUUAAAGAGUCUAGGAGUUACAAUGCAAAAGAAGAAUUGCUAAACAUUCUGAAGCAGGCACUCGAAUUCGUACAGCAGGAGAAAUGGGUUAAAGCUGAGCACGGGAGAAUACCUAUUGGUGCAGUAACUUUUGGGAUAGAUAUUGGAGGGGAACCACUGUAUGUUGCACGGGCUUUCCAUGAAGGCGGACUUCAUCCAGGAAAGGCGGGAAUACAUCUUGCGGGAGCAAGGAUAUCCUACGGUCGCAAGGAGUUUGAAAAAACGCAGUACGAAGUGUUGGUUCUUCCUUCCCAAUUUUAUGAAUGGUAUCAGUGUUCUUCAGUCUACCAGAUUCCGAAAAUGGCUGUAAAAGGUGGAUAUGAGAACACUGGAGAACCUCUAUAUGUAAGCAAGAUGGUCUCUUCCACUUCUUUUGUUCAUUUAGGAAAAGUUGGGUUUCAUCUUCCUGGAGCGGAAUGGAAUGGAUGCAGAACUCUGACAGACUCAAAGGCAUCGUUAGUAGUAUAG
This is a messenger RNA of Ambispora leptoticha, 642 nucleotides long. NCBI's taxonomy places the organism in Eukaryota, Fungi, Glomeromycota, Glomeromycetes, Archaeosporales, Ambisporaceae. The record is from the annotation of a GenBank genome assembly.